Molecule: messenger RNA, 1471 nt
Organism: Pecten maximus
Lineage: Eukaryota; Metazoa; Mollusca; Bivalvia; Pectinida; Pectinidae
Product: mitochondrial amidoxime reducing component 2-like
Exons: 8
Coding region: 1-1107 (368 amino acids)
Molecular function (GO): molybdenum ion binding; pyridoxal phosphate binding; catalytic activity
Source: RefSeq, a predicted model, not a curated record
AUGGUGGUCUGUUCAGAUAAACAAAAUAUCGACCGCCUGACAUGCGGCAAUCUGUUUACGUCUCGCUGUAAACCAGAGGCCUACAGUAGGUCUGGACGAGACAGCGAGCUGUCCAUAGUUCAUAUCAACAUGGAAAAGGAUGCUUCAUAUCUAGCUUUCGGCCUCAUCGCAGCAUCGGCAGCUAAGUUUCUGCUGUCGGCAUGGAUACGGGACAAGAGACUGGAGAAAUUCGAAAGGAUCGGGACGGUGUCUGAUCUGAUAUAUUAUCCCAUGAAGUCCUGUCAGGGCAUACCAAUGGAAUCGGGCACCCUCCGACCCCUCGGGCUGUAUAAGGAUGGAAUGGCGGAUAGAAAUUGGAUGUUUACUCGGCCUAAUGGCGCAUUCCUGUGUCAGCGCCAGUGUCCAAAGAUGGUACUUAUCAAAGUCAGUAGUCAUGGUGAAAUGAUACAUCUUGAUGCCCCAGGAAUGUCAACAUUAAAAUUACCAAAACAGCCGAAGGUCGACCCGAAAAGGUUUAUGGAGUGCAGAGUAUGGGGUAUUCCUAUAACAGGGAUGGAUUGUGGUGAGGAGGCGAGCCAAUGGGCUUGUGAUUUCCUUGGAAAAGAAAACUUACAUUUGGUAUUUUCAGCAGCGAAUAUGAAGAAAAAAUUCAUUGCAGAUGAUUGUUUACAUCCAUGGACUGACCUCAUCCGACCAGAAGAUGAGAGCAUCUUUUCAGACUUGACACCUUAUCUCAUUGCAUCUAAUAAAUCCCUCAAUGCUCUCAAUGAACGAUUAGAAAAACCGGUCUCCAUGCGGAACUUUCGACCAAAUAUUGUGAUAGAUACAACACGGAAGGCUUUUGAUGAGGACUUGUGGUGUGAGCUCCGGUUUGGGGACAAUGUGUUCAUUAGAUGUUUACAUCCCUGCCCAAGGUGUAUGCAAACAACAGUUGAUCCGGACACUGGAAAGAAAGAUCAUAACUUGGAACCACACAAAACACUGAAGAAGUUCCGAUGUAAACCAGGUUGUGGUAGGGACCCCUUCUUUGGGAUACACGGCGCUAUAGACUUUCCAGCUGUCGUACAUGUAGGGGACCCGGUAUAUGCCAGGAACAGAACAAAUUAAAUUCAACAUAUUUUUGUGAUUUGUCAAAUCAAUUAUAUGCUACGAAAACAUAGAGAGGCGUUAAGCAUUAUUUUUUUAAACACUAAAUCUGUGACUAAGGUUCUUAUCACGGUAGAUGUCAUUGCGUUUCAUUUGGAACAGGUCUUAGCCUGUGACUUACAUUUCUAGUGUCAUCAAUCUCAUUUAAGAAUAUGUAUGAACUUGUCUGUGACAGUUUUACUCAGGGACAUGUAUUGCAGGUAGUAAUAUUUUGUCAAUACAACACCGUACGUGUAAUUGGAAACUGUUUUUCUGAUGUCAUCAUUGCAUGCAUUUGAGGCUUUUAAAAAAGCAUCAAGAAGAAACACAACACAAAAAUAAUAAA